This is a messenger RNA of Tricharina praecox, 862 nucleotides long. RefSeq lists its product as uncharacterized. Lineage: Eukaryota; Fungi; Ascomycota; Pezizomycetes; Pezizales; Pyronemataceae. The transcript has a single exon. The record is from RefSeq and is a predicted model, not a curated record. The coding region runs from base 1 to 621 and encodes 206 amino acids.
AUGUCCCCCACCCCCCGCCCGACGCUCACUCACCUUCUGCGGCACCUCUCCCGUUCCCCCCCCUUGCACAACCCGCGCCACCCGCGCUCCGCCUCCCUAACCGCGACGAUCUCCUCGGCCUCACUGCACCCAACGCUGGAGGCAGCACUGCACCUUCUCAACGGCGACCUGCCGUCCGCCCACUUCCUCGUGCGGCACAUGCAGUCUCCGCCCGCCGUCGAAGGCAUGCUGCUGCACGGCAUACUGCACCGCAUCGAGGGCGACUACGAUAAUGCCCGCGCGUGGUAUAGCGACGUCGAUCAGGCGGGGGCGGAGGUGCUGGGGGUUGCGUGGGUUGGCGGUAAAGAGGGCGGUAAAGGGGGCGGCGAAGGGGGAGGUGGGUGGAGCGGGUUUAUAGACGCCGUGGAGAGGUCGAAGAGAGAGGGGCGGGAGGAGCGGGAGGAUGUGGCGCUGGUGGAGGAGGGCGGCAGGGAGCUGAAUGCUGUGCUUGAGUUCUGUAGGAAGCGGUUUGGCGACGGAGAGGUGCUCGACGCCAGCGAUGCGUGGGUUAGGCCCAGUGAGAAGAUUAAGAACAUGGGACAGGGACAGGUUACGGGUGAUCAGCAGAGGGCGAUGUUUUGAUCGAGUAUGUAGGAUGAACUAGAAUACGAAUAAUAAAUGGGAUUGCUGCUGGUUGGGAACUCGGGAUCUGGCCGUCAUGCAGCUUCGCUUCUCAGCUGGGCCAGCGGGAUAUCAAUCGGACCUGCAGGUUCUCACAGGCGGGCGGUCGACAUGCGCCGGGUGCUGUCUCAAAGAACUCCGAAUUUCGGUCCAGACCCCCCAAAAAGCGAGUGAUACACCAUGUACGCUGCCACGAUUUCGG